Tripterygium wilfordii is the source of this 898-nucleotide messenger RNA. RefSeq lists its product as uncharacterized. The coding region runs from base 73 to 699 and encodes 208 amino acids. NCBI's taxonomy places the organism in Eukaryota, Viridiplantae, Streptophyta, Magnoliopsida, Celastrales, Celastraceae. The record is from RefSeq and is a predicted model, not a curated record. The transcript has 2 exons.
AACAAAACCUUCAUCGUCGGCUCUCUCUCUCUCUCUCGCUCUCGGUGUACAGUUCUCUCUGAAUCUCAUCGAAUGUCGAGGAUGAAAUUCGAUCGCAAGCCACCUCUGGCCAAAUCGCCUAUUCGACUCAGGCCUAGACUCUCCGUUCAAUCCAACUCAAGCUCUCUGCAAACCCCACCUGGUUCGUUGACGAAAUCCCAGAAACCAAGCCGGGUUUACCAUAUGGAAGAACCGGAUCUCCGACCCGAAUACCGCACCAUAUCAUGUGAGUUGCGAGCUCUGGCGAAGAAAGUUCAGAACGAACUGGGAGGCACCGCCGGGGAAAACACCGGCCAGUUCACUGACUCAUCUCCGUUGUUCGAGCGAGGCAGGUUCUAUGAAGAGUACUCCGCGAGGAGGAACGAGAGGCUUAAGAGAAAGAAAGGCUUACCAGGGAAGGAAGAGAAAAUCAGUUCUGCAUACAAUCUUGGAGUUACAGUGGAAUCUUCGAAGAGAAGGGACACGAAGAAGAUUCAGAGCUCGAGGAAGUCAGUAUCGGCUGCGUACUCUUUGGAGACGACUAUGGAGACGCCGAGGUAUAUGCUGAGAAGUAUGACUAAAGAGAACAAGAAGCCUCCUCUGCCUGUGGUUAGCUCUGAGAGGUCUCUGUUUGGCGCAGAGAAGAAAAUUGGUACUGCUCGUAGGGUCAGGAAAGUAUGAAACUUUUUCAUAGAUGAAGUAAUAAAAGUCAGAUUGAAUGGAUUUUUUUUUAAAAAAAUUAGGGUAAACUUGUUGAUUUGCGGUUUAAAUCUGGUUCAAUAUCUGUGUAAACAAUUUUUAUCUGCUCUUUUUAUCAUCAGAGCAGGUCUUUACAGAGCAUUUUUUGUUUCUCCAAACAUGAGUUUAGCAUUUUGAUGAA